AAUCGCAGCCCAGCAUCCCUGCCGGCCAAUCAGAUCACUCCUGGGUGAUGUCAUGCAGCAAGCUGCUGUUUGGUGCUGAUGCUGCUGAGCUGCAGAUCUUCAGUCUGAACAGAGACCGAGCAUCACUGCAGGGAACAGACUCUACCUCACCACAGUGUCUUUGACAGAAAACAGCAGCAGCAGCAGAAUGACUCUAGCAGCAUACAGAGAGAAGAUGCGAGAGCUCCCCCUGGUGUCUCUCUUCUGCUCCUGCAUCCUUCCCGAACUCAGAGACACUGCAGCCGACAAGAAGGAAGCAGGCGUGGUGGACUUGAACCUGUGCAACAUCCGGGACAUGGAGGUGAUCGAGCUGAGCAAGCGGACGAGCGGCCAGGCCUUCGAGGUCAUCCUGAAGCCGCCCACCUUUGAUGGUGGCCCCGAACUGAGGGCGACUACGCCGCCCCGCCAGAAACCCUCGCUGGAAGAGAUCCAGAAGAAACUGGAUGCCGCCCAGGAGAGGAGGAAGUGUCAGGAGGCGGAGCUGCUGAAGCACCUGGCCGAGAGGAGGGAGCACGAGCGUGAAGUCGCUCAGAAAGCUCUGACCAAAGAGCGUCAGGAGCACCGGGCCGACGCCGACAAGGAGCAGAGGAAUAUGCACCUGAACGCCUCACAGGAGCGGCUGCAGGAGGAGGACAAGCACAGCGUGGAGGUGUCUUGAUGGCCUGAUCACAACACAAGCUGAACUUUAUUUGGAAGCCAUUUUGGACGAGCUGAGGUUUGUUGUGCCAGCAACCCGGCGCUGCUCCGACUGGGAGACUGACAGGAAGAGACACUGACGAGAGUGAGAGGAGAAGAAGAAAAAGAGGAGGAGGAGGACUGAGGGCGAGUCCGACUGCUCGACCUCUUCUGUACAACCAGGACUCUUCUCUUUAUAACGAGAAAAACUUCUGAAACUGAAGGACGCUGCAGAUUCAGUCAUCAUUAGAUGGUUCACAGAGGUGUUACUGUGCUUUGUUGCCACGCCAACAGUGCCAAUGUGUGUGUGAUUGUGUACAUAUCAAGGAUUCAACAUCUUCGAGUCUGAAAAGUUGUACCCCACCCAACCAAACCAAACAUGAAAUGGACCUAACAGAAACCGGACCUGAACCCAAAGGGAGGAGUCCAGAAAACAGCCUGGGCCUCUUCUGCUAUGUGAAUAUGGACGAGUCUCUGCCGCCUGGAUAUACAGCUAAUCUGCGUUAGCCAGCUGCAUCUGCUGGACAGUUCACAUUAUUACAUUUACUUUAAAACAGUACGACAACAGGAACGGUUCAUCAGUCGCUCUUUAGUGACAUUUGCUGGCAGCCGUAGGACAUCACGGCAAAAUCAGCAAACGUGCCUGUUUCUCACAGGGCUGUGGUCAAGACCACUUAAGCGAGUCUAAGACAAGUCCAAGUCAGAUCGAGUCCCGACACAGGUCAAGACCAAGUCAAGAACAAUACCAGAAAAGCCAAAAACAAAGUCAACUGGACUUAGGCGAGACCAAAGACUGUUAUAGACUAGAUUAGUGUCUGAGACUGAGACAAGUCCAAGUCAAAAUGCAGACAAACCAUAAUGACUCAAAACACCCUUGAGACCCUGAACAAGUCCGGUUGAAACCACCCACCAAACCAAGACAAGUUUGGGUCAGAGUCAGAGUCAGAACACCCAUUAGAGUCAGACAAGUCCAGUUAAAAACACUCACAGGAUCGAGACAAGUCAGAGAGACGAGAGCCAGUUAAAACAUAGGUGAUACCGAGUUCAAAUGAAAACACUCACGAGACAGAGACGAGUCCGAGUCAGAACAUCCACGAGACAGAGACGAGUCCGAGUCAAAACACUCACGAGACAGAGACGAGUCCGAGUCAAAACAUCCACGAGACAGAGACGAGUCCGAGUCAAAACACCCACGAGACAGAGACAGAGACGAGUCCGAGUCAAAACAUCCACAAGACAGACGAGUCCGAGUCAAAACACGCACGAGACAGACGAGUCCGAGUCAAAACACGCACGAGACAGACGAGUCCGAGUCAAAACACUCACGAGACAGAGACGAGUCCGAGUCAAAACACCCACGAGACAGAGACGAGUCCGAGUCAAAACAUCCACGAGACAGAGACAGAGACGAGUCCGAGUCAAAACAUCCACGAGACAGAGACGAGUCCGAGUCAAAACACCCACAAGACAGACGAGUCCGAGUCAAAACACACUUAAAAAAAUAAGGGUUAUAAAAUGAAGGGAUAAACGAUCCCUGGAGAUUAGACCUGAGUACUGCAGCCCUGUUCUCACAGCCCCCAAAUUUUAUUUUUCAGAUUCUACAUUUUUAUCCGUCUCAUGUUUCUGAAUAUAAAGACAAUGUACUAAAAUUAGCAUGCUAGCAUUAUGCUACCGUUUGAAGCUACAUCUCUGUAUGUCCUUCCUGUGUAAGCUGGAUGAGAAGACAGGAGUCCUGCUGGACGUUUUUAAGUUGCUAGCGAAUGACACUCUUGCUAUGUUACAUCAACAACAAACAGCUAGGUAGCUCAUGCGGCUAACAUUAGCUACAUCACAGGAUACCUGCCUGUCCAACAAUCAUUAUACCAUGAAUGAAGUUAACUGAUAAUCGAUUGUGUACAUUGUUUACAGCUGCAGUGGUGUGUCUCUGUGUGUGUGUGUGUGUGUGUGUCAGUCUGUUUCCCUGGCAACGUCAAUGUAAAGGAGUCAGGGUGAGAUGAUGAUGCUGAUGCUGAUGAUGAUGACAAUGUACAGAAAUCACAUUAUAUUUUAAAUUCAAGAAUAAAACAUUGACAAUUUA
Siniperca chuatsi (mandarin fish) is the source of this 2791-nucleotide messenger RNA. RefSeq names its product stathmin-4-like. Gene Ontology annotation, biological process: neuron projection development; regulation of microtubule polymerization or depolymerization; microtubule depolymerization. Gene Ontology annotation, molecular function: tubulin binding. Lineage: Eukaryota; Metazoa; Chordata; Actinopteri; Centrarchiformes; Sinipercidae. The coding region runs from base 188 to 697 and encodes 169 amino acids. The record is from RefSeq and is a predicted model, not a curated record. The transcript has 7 exons. Gene Ontology annotation, cellular component: cytoplasm; neuron projection.